AUGGCCAGCGUCCACGAGAGCCUCUACUUCAAUCCCAUGAUGACCAAUGGGGUGGUGCACGCCAACGUGUUCGGCAUCAAGGACUGGGUGACGCCGUAUAAGAUCGCGGUGCUGGUGCUGCUGAACGAGAUGGGCCGCACCGGCGAGGGCGCGGUCAGUCUCAUGGAGCGGCGGAGGCUCAACCAGCUGCUCCUGCCGCUGCUGCAGGGCCCAGAUAUUACCUUGUCAAAACUAUACAAGUUAAUUGAAGAAUCUUGUCCUCAGUUGGCGAAUUCAGUACAGAUCAGGAUCAAACUGAUGGCUGAAGGUGAACUGAAGGAUAUGGAACAAUUUUUUGAUGACCUUUCAGAUUCUUUUUCCGGAACUGAACCAGAAGUUCACAAAACAAGUGUAGUAGGUUUAUUUCUGCGUCACAUGAUCUUGGCCUACAGUAAGCUUUCUUUCAGCCAAGUGUUUAAAUUGUACACUGCCCUUCAACAAUACUUCCAAAAUGGUGAGAAAAAGACAGUAGAAGAUGCUGAUAUGGAACUGACUAGUGGAGAGGAGGGUGAAAGAAAAAUGGAAAAAGAAGAGCUUGAUGUGUCUGUGAGAGAAGAGGAGGUAUCUUGCAGUGGACCUUUGUCCCAAAAACAAGCAGAAUAUUUUCUUUCUCAGCAGGCUUCUUUGUUAAAGAAUGACGAGACUAAGGCCCUCACUCCAGCUUCCUUGCAGAAAGAAUUGAACAACUUGUUGAAAUUUAAUCCUGAUUUUGCUGAAGCGCAUUAUCUUAGCUACUUAAACAACCUCCGUGUCCAAGAUGUUUUCAGUUCAACACACAGCCUCCUUCAUUAUUUUGACCGUCUGAUUCUCACUGGAGCUGAAAGCAAAAGUAACGGGGAAGAGGGCUAUGGCCGAAGCUUGAGAUAUGCCGCCCUGAACCUGGCUGCCCUGCACUGCCGCUUCGGUCACUAUCAACAGGCAGAGCUCGCCCUGCAGGAGGCAAUUAGGAUUGCCCAGGAGUCCAACGAUCACGUGUGUCUCCAGCACUGUUUGAGUUGGCUGUAUGUGCUGGGGCAGAAGAGGUCCGAUAGUUAUGUCCUGCUGGAACAUUCCGUGAAGAAAGCAGUACAUUUUGGGUUACCGUACCUCGCCUCCCUGGGAAUACAGUCCCUUGUUCAACAGAGAGCUUUCGCUGGGAAGACGGCAAACAAGCUGAUGGACGCCCUGAAGGACUCCGACCUCCUGCACUGGAAACACAGUCUGUCAGAGCUCAUUGACAUCAGCAUCGCACAGAAAACGGCCAUCUGGAGGCUCUACGGCCGCAGCACCAUGGCACUGCAGCAGGCCCAGAUGUUGCUGAGCAUGAACAGCCUGGAGUCGGUGAGCGUGGGCGUGCAGCAGAACAACACGGAGUCCUUUGCUGUCGCACUCUGCCACCUCGCAGAGCUCCAUGCCGAGCAGGGCUGUUUCGCUGCAGCUUCUGAAGUGUUAAAACACUUGAAAGAACGAUUUCCACCUAAUAGUCAGCAUGCCCAGUUAUGGAUGCUGUGUGAUCAAAAAAUACAGUUUGAUAGAGCAAUGAACGAUGGCAAAUAUCAUUUGGCUGAUUCACUUGUUACAGGAAUUACAGCUCUUAAUAGCAUAGAGGGUGUAUAUAGAAAAGCAGUUGUACUACAAGCUCAGAACCAAAUGUCAGAGGCACAUAGGCUUUUACAGAAGCUGUUGCUUCAUUGCCAGAAAUUGAAGAAUACCGAAAUGGUGAUCAGCGUCCUGCUGUCGGUGGCAGAACUGUACUGGCGAUCUUCCUCCCCCACCAUCGCGCUGCCCGUGCUCCUGCAGGCUCUGGCUCUCUCCAAGGAGUACCGGCUACAGUACUUGGCCUCCGAAACAGUGCUGAACUUGGCUUUUGCCCAGCUCAUCCUUGGAAUCCCAGAACAGGCCUUAAGUCUUCUCCACAUGGCCAUUGAACCCAUCUUGGCGGAUGGGGCUAUUCUAGACAAAGGCCGCGCCAUGUUCUUAGUGGCCAAGUGCCAGGUGGCUUCAGCAGCUUCCUAUGAUCCACUGAAGAAAGCAGAAGCUCUGGAGGCCGCCAUUGAGAACCUCAAUGAAGCCAAAAACUAUUUUGCAAAGGUUGACUGCAAAGAGAGAAUCCGGGACGUCGUUUACUUUCAGGCCAGACUCUACCACACCCUGGGGAAGACCCAGGAGAGGAACCGGUGUGCGAUGCUCUUCCGGCAGCUGCAGCAGGAGCUGCCCUCUCACGGGGUGCCCUUGAUAAACCACCUCUAGUGAAGACUUCCCUGCUGGGCCUCCGUGGAUAUGAGAUCUUGGACUUGUUCCUCCCCCUCCUUCCUUGUAAAUGAUGUCUGUAACAUCCUGUCAAUAAACUGCAUUCUUACUGGUCUUA
Molecule: messenger RNA, 2386 nt
Organism: Tupaia belangeri chinensis (Chinese tree shrew)
Lineage: Eukaryota; Metazoa; Chordata; Mammalia; Scandentia; Tupaiidae
Gene: ANAPC5
Product: anaphase promoting complex subunit 5
Exons: 17
Coding region: 1-2268 (755 amino acids)
Biological process (GO): positive regulation of mitotic metaphase/anaphase transition; protein K11-linked ubiquitination; anaphase-promoting complex-dependent catabolic process
Cellular component (GO): anaphase-promoting complex
Molecular function (GO): protein binding
Source: RefSeq, a predicted model, not a curated record